This is a messenger RNA of Heterostelium album PN500, 2808 nucleotides long. RefSeq names its product pleckstrin domain-containing protein (gene gxcHH). Gene Ontology annotation, molecular function: protein binding; guanyl-nucleotide exchange factor activity. The transcript is spliced from 6 exons. The coding region runs from base 1 to 2808 and encodes 935 amino acids. The record is from RefSeq and is a predicted model, not a curated record. Lineage: Eukaryota; Evosea; Eumycetozoa; Acytosteliales; Acytosteliaceae.
AUGAGAUCAUGUUCAUCGAUUAGAAACAUAGAAUCAGCUAACACGUACGGAUUAAUAAUAGAUAUGAGUCUUAGCGAUAAAGACGUCUCUGCUCCCAUCGAUGUUCAAUGCCUCCAGACUCAUAAUAAAUUUUCUUCAAUUAUGUACCCAUCCAUAAUAUCGUUGUCAAUCAUAGAUACAUUGAAUAAUUGUCAUUGUAGUAGUAACAUUAUAUUUAUUUAUAUCAUAAUUCAAAUUAUUAUCAUGAUGAAUGAUAGUGAUGAUAUCGAAGAGAUAUGUGAUAACUUAAGAACAUCACAAAUAAAACUAACAAAAAAAGAGAAAGAGAAAGAGAAAGAAAAAGAGAGAGAGAAAGAGAAAGAGAGAGAGAAAGAAUUGCAAAAGAAGAAACAAAAAGAUGAAAAAGAGAAAGACUUGCAAAAGAAAAAGAAAUCUGGUGAUUCAGAUAUAGUUAUCUCGGCACCUGCCAACUUCAAACGGUUAGACUCACCUACCGUUCCCAAUAAAUCAAGUAAACCAUCAUUUUCACUUUUACAACAACAAAUACAUCAACAACGAGAUUAUGAUCAACAACAACAAUAUCAAUAUGAACAACAACAACAACCAACAAAGAAAGAAAAGUUAUAUUUCAAGGUAUCGGAUCAACUCUUGAAUGAGGUGGCGCACUGGGAAUCUACCAAAGCUAGCUAUGUGCAAUCGGUAGAGGAGCUACUAAGAAGAAAGUCGAAUACUCUCGACGCACUGUUCUCAGAGUAUCUCUCAGAGAUUGAACCGUUACUCGAUCGCUACCAGCUCGAUCCAUCGCUAAAGUCCGAUAUCAUGGCAAGAGAACAGUCGCGACUAGACGAAGCCAAACAACGUUUGUUUGGCAGUAGGAAUGCAUCGAUCGAUGCACUCGAGUCACAGAUCUCCACGAGGAAGCGUGAGAUCGAUAUGCACAACAAGAUCACCUUGAUUCAGUCGGUUGUGCGUGGCUGGCUAGCAAAGCGUCGCUACCAAAAGAUGCGAUUGAGAAUCGAGCGAAGAACCAAGUGCACUCUCGAGAUCAUCGAGACCGAGCGUGCCUACGUCCACAAUCUCGAGUUGAUCAUCAGUCAAUUCUUGCAACCACUGCAAAGCGGCGCAAAGAAAGACCUGCUAAGCAGCAGUGAGAUUUCAUCGAUCUUUUCGAAUUGCUCUGCACUGUAUGGCGUUCACAAGGAGUUACUAGAGUCACUCGAAUCGAGAUGGUCACAAUGGAGUAACAAGCAAUCGAUUGCCGAUUGCUUCUUGACACUUACACCCUAUCUUAAACUCUACACACAAUACAUCAACAACUUUAAUCAAUCUCUAACAACACUUAACGAAUGUAAAAAGAGAGAUUCAAAAGUAAACAACUUUUUCUUUAAAGAUUGUAAAAGUAAUCCAUUACUUCAAAAUAAAGAUUUCUUGGAUUUACAGAUUCAACCAGUUCAAAGAAUACCAAGAUAUAAACUUUUAUUUACAGAAUUAUUACAAAAUACACCAACUAUUCAUAGUGACUAUGAGUUAAUCAGUCAAGCAUUAAAAGCAAUACAGAAUGUAGCUAUUUCUAUUAAUGAAAGUAAGAGAAAUGCAGAAGGUUUAGAAAAGAUGAUACAGAUUCAAGGUUCUUUAACUACAAACAUUGAAUUGGUUCAACCGCAUAGAAGACAUAUUAAAGAUGGUGUUGUUUUGUUUGAAAAGAGAGGUCAAUUGAAAGAGAGACAUCUUUUCCUCUUUAAUGAUUCUCUUUUGGUUUGUAAAAAGGUUCCGACUCUUUUUGAUAACUCUGCUCGGUACUCUGUGGUCACCCAUCUGAACCUCAAGAACUGUAUAAUAUUGCCGGCCGAAGACCAGGAGAUCAAACAUGGUUUCGCUGUUCUUGGCAAUGAACAUCUCUAUUUCUAUGCGCGUGGUGCCGUCGAGCAAUUUGAAUGGAUUGAAAUACUGAAGCAGUUGGUCAAAGAGUGGGAAGCGAAUCAAUCGACACUCAGAAAGGAAGAGGAACCCAUGCCAAUGGUAAAGGAGCACUCCAGAGAGAGUUUGAUGGUCAAGGAGAAUUCGGUGAUCAAUCCACACAGGCUGUCAGCGAAACUAUCGGAGCACUCAAUUGGUUCCUCAUCAUCGAGCGAAAAGACAACAGCGCAACCAUUGGUAAUAGAGAGAAACUCAAGGAUUAUGUCUCAAUCAUUUACACCUUCGUCGAUUUCAUCGUCAUCAUCAACAUCAUCAUUGUCAUCUUCAAACAAUCUAAGUCAAUCACUCAAUUUGAAUGCUUUGAAUCAAUUGCAAAAUGUAUAUCCACCACCAAACAUCAACAAUAACAAUAACAAUAGCUUUUCAAAUAUUCCAUCAAUUCACGUUCAACAACAACAACAAAAUGUACAACAAAACAAAUCAAUAAGAGAAUUGAUUGAAAUUUUCGAAGAGAUACGUGUCUUGCACAACGAACUCUUUGGUCCUGUCACCAAGUUGCAAACUGUCUUUGGUGAUUACUAUCGACAGUUCUCAAGCACUGGCCAAUUCAAUGAGACAUUGGCAAAGAUUAACCAACUACUAGGUGGUAUCUCCAAUUUAAAACAACGAUCCAUAGAUUUACUUAAAGAUGAAGUUCUAUCAAAACAACUACAAGAUGUCAUAGCUCAAGGAAAGGAUAACAUAGGUUCAUUCAAUGAUUGGAUAAGGACACAUUGUCAUCCCAACGAUCCUGCUGCCCAACAACCUAGAAUGAUUGUUAUCAAUCUAAUGAAAUGGUAUAACAAUCUUUACACUGUUUGGAAAUCGAUUUUAGAUUUUGAAAAUAAAUAA